Molecule: messenger RNA, 2244 nt
Organism: Dichomitus squalens LYAD-421 SS1
Lineage: Eukaryota; Fungi; Basidiomycota; Agaricomycetes; Polyporales; Polyporaceae
Exons: 14
Coding region: 1-2244 (747 amino acids)
Source: RefSeq, a predicted model, not a curated record
AUGUCAGGGCGACAAACUCGGUCAAAAAAGAGCGGACAAACAGCAAGCAGCAACUCACAGCAGGGCUCCACUGAACAACCAUCCGUGUCUGCCCAAGGGACAACGUCAAACGGUCAUGGGAAGCUUCCGAAGGGCCGCGGAGGCCGCAAGACAGCACUGACGUCCUCGGGUCCAUCCUCGUCGCAACCUGGAAACAUGCUCGUCACAGGUCUACAAUCUCCUGUAGAGGCUCAGGCUCCCGGCGCGGGUGCACUGCCGCUCCAAGUCACAAGUUCCCGACAUACCUUGGCUAUCGAUGCUCAAGGCAAGCGCAAGCGUGCUCAGUCUGACUCUGUGGGCGCCGAUGCCAUCACUAACGAAGCGAAGCCCGCCAAGAAAGGUAAACGUCUUCCUGCUGCCCAAGAAAGCAUCCGUACCCCGACCACCAAGACUUCGCAGGGCCAGAACAAUCGGAAGACUCGUGGGCGCCAAAACAAGAAGGACGCCGAAUCUGCGACGCACAGCUCAUCAAGACCCCUCACUGCGUCCGAGGAGUUGAGUGAGAGCGAGAUCUUCCUGGCGCACGCAUUGGUCCCCCGGUCUGACAAGAUGCGCGCUGCCAAAAGCCCCAGUGUUGAGUCCACGAACACCGUCGCACGAUUGACUCGCCGGACUGCAAAAUCGUCUCAGCAGCCUGUGCAGCCUGAGGACCCUGCCGAACGCGAAGACUCUGAGAGCAGCCUCAGUUCUCUGGGCGGACGUACUAACACUGGUGACUCCAGCGAAGAUGCGAACUCUGGGGCUGGUGAUGACCUGGACGAAGACCUGGAUGUCGAUGAUUUUGCCGCCUCCUUCGACGCCGAGCGCGUGUCCUGGAACGAGGAAGUCCAAAAAACGGUACCGCUCGAGCUGUUCGACCGCUCCUCGGGAACGGAGUUUGAGGAUGAAGAAGAAGACAUGUUGAUCGAAUCCGGACGCCCCGAUGGCAGCAAAGAGGAUGGUAGCGAAGAGGUGGACAGUGGAGGUGGAGGGGGACAUGGGGAUCCGCUGGCGGCGUGCGAGGGCAAACGCCGGGUGAACAAGGCACACACCAGCGCCCUCAAUGACCGCCAACGCAUCGAGACACCCAUCUGGGCCGAAAGCCCUCCUUCGAUCCCUGGUGCCUCGCGUACAGGUGGCAGCAUUGCAUCAACCCCCACAUCUUUCGCACCCGUAUCUGCCCCGUCUCCCCCUACCCAAGGAAGCAGUGCGGCUCCCGACGCCUUAUCCACCCACACUGCGGCGGUCCCAGCCCCUGCGCGCACGCCGCCAGUUCAAGCCGCCCCGCACGAUGCACUCCUCACUCUGCCGCUCCAAGACAGUCCUGCCCUUCAACCCCCGGAUUCCAAAUGCUUUCCCCCUGGCUUCUACACACUCAUCACGGCCGUUCCAGGAGGGACUGUGCUCCUCAAUCCACAGCACCUCCAUAUCCGUAGCAUGGUCAAAACUGCCAUUCGUCGCCUUGAUGUCUUCCUAGUCGUGGACAACGCGUUUCCGGACCAGCUUGCCGCCGCGCGAUUCAUCGGCAUCGCACUUGUUGAAGCCUCGCAAGGUCAUGGAUAUCUAGGACUAACGCAGCGACUCAGAGAGGACGAGGAUUUCUCGAGUCGCCUUGUUGUUCUGACCAGGCAGCGUAUAAGUUCAUUCCGUCUAGCCAUCAAGAAGAUCGCCGAAUCCAAUGCGGAGGCUCAGUACAAUUUGUCCGCUUCCCCAACAACUGCCGAUCGCAUCGCUAUUCUCACCAAGUGGCUGGUAUACAUAUACCCAUUCACUGAGCCAGAGGGCAAGCUCACGGUUCCUUAUAAUAAGCCUUACAUGCACGAGUGCAUCGUCAUUGUACUGCGUAACAUGUUCUUCGUCGGGCCGCGCUCUUUGAUCAACUUGUCUCCGGAGAUCUUUACUUCAACACUUCCUCAGCGCCCAGACGAGCGCGAAGUCCCUAUGGUCAUGCUCGCCCUGGUGGGUACCGCGAUACAUGCUGCCCUCUCCGGUUGGAGGCUCGGCUUCCUCGACCCGCAAGCAUUCUCUGCCGAUGCAUAUGUUGAUGCGUACAAUGAGCACAUCACUCUUCUCACCGGUAUCAAAUCCCAGAACGCGCGUGGAUACCACACAAUGAUGCAUCAUCUCUUCACACGGGCCAGCAAUUCUGUCGCCCCAAGUCUCGUUACAAACACCUCAAAUACUGCGUUGUCUCAUGUCGACUUCUCGGCGAUGGAAAUAGACUAG